Molecule: messenger RNA, 651 nt
Organism: Penicillium cataractarum
Lineage: Eukaryota; Fungi; Ascomycota; Eurotiomycetes; Eurotiales; Aspergillaceae
Product: pre-mRNA-splicing factor SPF27 family protein
Exons: 2
Coding region: 1-651 (216 amino acids)
Biological process (GO): mRNA processing
Cellular component (GO): catalytic step 2 spliceosome; precatalytic spliceosome; Prp19 complex
Source: RefSeq, a predicted model, not a curated record
AUGUCCCUCAUCAACGAAGUUCACGACUCUCUACCAUACAUCGACGCCGAGCCCUCGGCCGUCGCGCGCCAAAAAGCUCAGCAGCUCAUCAACGCCGAGCUCGCCCCAGAACACUCUUCAACUCUACACCCAUCCAUCCCCGCCAGCCCAGAAUCAAAAUUCUCUCCUCUAAUUCAACAAGAACUCGAACGCAAAGCCACGGGGGCUCCCCUCACCGGCGGCAUCGACCUAACCCGCUACGAAGCCCCAGAACCACCAACCCGCACCUCCGACACGGAUGUCCCUAACCUGCCCGAGUGGCGCGAGACCCUGCAAAAGGCCUACACUUCCAGCUCGCACUUGAUCAAGCGACACGAGAAUCUCACGCUGCUGGAGCAACACGGCAAGAACGCGUGGCUGAUUGGAAACUCGCAGAUGGAGGAGAUUCUGCGUGGUAUGGAGAAGGAAUUGGCAGACACUAAGAGCGCCUCGGAGGAGGUCAAUAAGCAGCGUAAGAUUGCGCAGGAUGCAAGCUUUGGCGAGUUGACUAGCCUUGAGGAGACGUGGAAGCGUGGUGUUGGCGCGGUGUUGGAUGUGGAGUUGGCCUCGGAGGGCUUGCGGAUGCAGAUUCUGGAGCAAAGGCGGUUGGCGGCGCAGCAGCAGGCACGGUAA